AUGGAGCGGCUGCGGGGAAACCAAACUAGGGUGAGCGAGUUUCUCCUGGCCGCCAUCUCUCCAACUCCACAGUCCCAGGCUGCUCUUUUUGUUGUCUUCCUCUUGGUUUACAUCUCUACACUGGUAGGCAACUUUGCCAUCAUGUUGACAGUGAAUGCUGAUUCCCACCUCCGUACACCCAUGUACUUCCUGCUGGGCAAUCUCUCCUUUCUGGACCUGUGCUACUCAACAGUUACUGCCCCCAAGAUGCUCAUGGACUUCUUGUCUGAAAGAAGGAGUAUUUCCUACGAUGCCUGCAUGGCCCAACUCUUUUUUCUCCACUUUGUGGGGGCUGCUGAGAUGUUCCUACUCACCGUUAUGGCUUAUGACCGCUACGUAGCCAUUUGCAAGCCCCUCCAUUACCCCAGCAUCAUGAACAGGCACCUUUGUAGUUGCCUAGUGGUGGCCUCCUGGAUGGGAGGUUUGAUCCAUUCCACAGUCCAGACCAUACUCACCAUGCAACUGCCUUUCUGUGGGCCUAAUCAUGUGGAUAAUUUCUUUUGUGAUGUCCCACCAGUGAUCAAGCUGGCCUGCACUGACACCUAUGUGGUGGAACUGCUCAUGGUCUCCAACAGUGGGCUGAUCUCCACCAGCUGCUUCAUCAUCCUGUUGACCUCCUACACAACCAUCUUGAUAAAGAUGCAUUCCCCUGAAGGGCGUCGCAAGGCACUCUCCACCUGUGCUUCACACCUGACUGUGGUAACUUUGUUCUUUGGGCCCUGCAUCUUCAUCUAUGCCCGGCCUUUUUCCACCUUUUCGGUAGACAAGCUGGUCUCAGUUCUCUAUAACAUCAUUACCCCCAUGCUCAACCCCUUGAUCUAUACACUGAGGAACAAGGAGGUGAAAUCAGCUAUGAGGAGACUUAGGACACGGAGCAUCACUUCUGGGGGAAAGAUGAUACUAUGA
This is a messenger RNA of Alligator mississippiensis (American alligator), 945 nucleotides long. Its product is annotated as olfactory receptor 4Q2-like. Gene Ontology annotation, biological process: G protein-coupled receptor signaling pathway. Gene Ontology annotation, molecular function: G protein-coupled receptor activity; olfactory receptor activity. NCBI's taxonomy places the organism in Eukaryota, Metazoa, Chordata, Crocodylia, Alligatoridae. The transcript has a single exon. Gene Ontology annotation, cellular component: membrane. The coding region runs from base 1 to 945 and encodes 314 amino acids. The record is from RefSeq and is a predicted model, not a curated record.